Molecule: messenger RNA, 3335 nt
Organism: Hydractinia symbiolongicarpus
Lineage: Eukaryota; Metazoa; Cnidaria; Hydrozoa; Anthoathecata; Hydractiniidae
Exons: 5
Coding region: 1959-2750 (263 amino acids)
Source: RefSeq, a predicted model, not a curated record
AGUUUUCCUAAUGUUACGUCUGUUUUUUGAGCAUCGAAAAAAGGUACAUGUCGAUGUUAAAACAGCUACUAGCUUCAUCUGAGACAAAUCGCCAAGUAUUGCAACCAUUUUAAUUAUAAAAUAGACUUUAGAAAUAAUUCCAGUGGAUCUCGCAUUGGAAAAAACCCAUCACGGAAUUAAGAUGCAAAUCACGGAAAUAGGACGUUUUUGUGGGUUCCUUUUUUGCUUGUCCCUGCACAAACGCCCACCUUGUUCACUGGCAUUUUGUAAGGUUGUUUUAAGGGAUGGCUUAUAGUCAAAACCUAAAAGUUAUGUGGCAAGCCGAGUUGUCAUGUCGUCGCUAGAGCUGUUUGUUUAAAUAAUCACGUGAUUAGGACGGUAUACGCUAUAUAUGCACAGGCACAGAAAUAAUUUUCCUCACUCACAAAUAUUAUCAAUUUCUUUAGAAUAAUAUGAAAAUGUCCUUUAAUCUCCUCAAUUUUUUUUCUAUGAAAAUAUGUCAUUUUAAAAAAGUUUCAAAAUUUUUAUCAAGUUCCUCAUAUGUUCUCAAAUUUGAGAAAUCAACUGUAAAAGUAGCAACCCUCAAAAUAAGAGAUUUUCUUUGUAUAUAAAUAUCCAAACUGACAGUUGAUUCCUGUUUUAGAGAUAAUCUUCCGUUUCUGGGAGAAAAAAAAUUACAGAGGAACUCCUAAUCAUAGGGCCCAUCAAAUAGAAGGUCAGAUGUUUUUGGUGCAUGCGCUAUAUCUAAAAUUCCUUUUCCUAGAUUCUGCAAGAGCAUGCCGUGUGAGUCAGGUUUCCCAGUGAUCAAAGCUAUGUGGACAGUUGCAUAAGAUUUUCAAAUUCUAUCUUGGUGAGGAUAUUCCAUUGCAAAAUGUUUAGUUGAAUCGCAAAUGAGGCAUCUUAUUACUCUACCAUCACUGUCUUUUGGAUUGCGACUUCCUUUGUUUUCUUUAUUUGAAAAAUUACCUCUUCCAUUUCAAAAACCACCUCUUCCUCAUUCUAUUGUCUUCUCUAAAGUAUAUGAGACUCCUUUUAUCACAUGAACAACCACUGAAAAGUCUUUUAUAGAAUCUCCAAAUAUGUUUUUGCAAUUUCUCCAUCAUAUCUGCAUUAUUCUAACUUUGCUGUGGCUGGAGCUAGUUACUCUGAUUGUAAAGAUAAAAUGUAGGAGAAGAAAAAGACUCUACACCUGUAGGUAACUCUAAGUUACAUCUUUUGACUUAUCUAAAGGGUUUUUUUAUAUUUAACAAUAAAUGUUAAAAAAUUAUCACCACUAUAUUCAACGAACUCCAGGAAUGCAUGAUAUAUACCCUACUGGUCUCAUCAGUUUGAAAUACUGUAUCCAGUGUAUCUAUGGUCUGAAUGACAUCUUCUUUCUUUAAAUUAUUCACUAAAAUCCCUCUCACAACUUCCCCGUGCCUUGCCUUUUAAUGAUAAAUGGACAGCUGAGACUUAACGUCUAGGCUCUUCUUUGGUAAAAGCUUGCCAAACUUCUAUAUACCUCAUUCUUCCAGGCUGUAUAAUCAUUAUCUUUAUGAGGAUUGAAGAGUGGUGGUGAUUUAAUGCUACUCGUACUGAACAAUAUUAUAAUUUAUAUACCUUUUUCAAUUUUCUUAUGUGGUGUAACUUCUAAUAUGUUUGACCACGCUCUGCUACCAUUAAUAAACUCAGUUUUUCACCUGUAGAUUGUGAGAUGGCUUUUUCCCUAUGCACACCAGUUUUUGAAAAUGUUAACAGUGCAAUUUUGGAAGUUAAAAGUUAAAGCAGUGGAGCGAUCUGGAAAAAACUGAUGAUUGGAUUUUUUAGGAGUGGAUGAUCAGAAAAAAUGUGGAGGUGGCUCAAUGGCAAAAGAUUAAAUAUAAUGAAACCUUUUAAAAAAAUAUUGAACACUGAUGAAGUUUGCCUGACAUGAUUUGGAGCUAUAAUUCUAAUAAAGAGACAUUUUACUGUGGAGGAAAAUGAAAUAUUAUUUUGCCAUUAUCAUCACGGUUCUCGUUGUCAUCAUCUCACUGCUAUUUCUGAUUUUGUACAAGAUCUACAGGCUUCAUGUAAAAUCGACUGAGGAAUUGGACUUGUACGAACAACAAGAACUUUUGUCAACAGUAUCUGGUUCUAAAGAAAGUACCGACCUUUCAAGUUUUUCUGAACAUAAAGACUUUUUAAACAAUGACGUGGUUGAUUGUCGAAGUGUUGAUUUACUUGAUGGUAUCAAUGGAAAACAAGAAGUUGAUGUGACUCAAGUCCAGCCUGAUGUCAAGGAACUUGCUGGAUCAAAUAACAGUUUAGACCUAAAGCCGAUUUUACCAAAGCACCAGUCACUUAAAAACAGGCCCCACCUAAAAUUGUUGUUGCAGUAUGAUAAAAAUAGGUCUGUUUUAAAAGUCAUUAUAAAGCAUCUGGAUGGAAAACUUAGAAGUAAAUUAAAUUCUUCUGAAUCAUAUGUUGACAUCCAAGUUUCAGCGUACAGAUUUAGAACUUACCGUAACCCUGGCUACAGGAGGCCUGCAAGAGCCGUUUUAAAAAAGCAAGUAGAAUUUCGACUUGAUUUUGUUGAACUACGCAGCUCGUAUUUGUUGAUAUUUUUACUACGUUAUGAUCCAUUUUCUCGCUUGAAAGUUGAUGGAGAAGUGGUAUUUAAGUUGAUGGAUAUAAUUAGUGAGGGAUUUUUAGACGGCUGCCAAAUUGAACUGUCUAAAGAAAUUGUCAAAAGCAAUCAAGAUUUUACAGCAUUUAUAUUUAGACCAAGUUGAUGAUAAACGAAUUAUUAUACCAUUAAGUUGAUAUAUGAUAUAUAUUAAGUUGAUAGAUGAUAUAUAUUCUCCUUCAUUUUUGUGAUGGAGUUUUUCUACUGCUUGUACAUAAAUAUUUAUUUAACAUAAUCUUCUUAAUAGUUCCAGUUUUAUUUAAACUACAAGUUUAAAAUGUUCUUUUAAAAAGCUGAAUGCACAAUGUUUAUCUUGAGUCUGUCAUUUUUUAUAAGCAGUGUUUUUGAUAAAAACAUGUUUUUGAUGUCUGUUGUCUGUAAAUUUUUUAACAUAAUGUAUAAUUUUGUAAUUAAUGCAGUAAUUUAUAUUUAUAUAUAUAGUUCAUAGCUUUUUUUUCAUUUAUAGCAAAGUUUUGACCAUAUUUUUGUUUGCAAAGUUUUUUACAUUUUUUUUUUAUUUUGAGCUUUAUUAUUAACUAGUGUUAUAUUUGUGUUUUUCAUAGUAUUCUAACUUUUUGUUGUUGUAGUUGUCAUUGGUACGUUGUAUUUCAGUUAAUGUAUACCUUUUUUAAAGGAUUUGUCAGUGUAAUUUUUCUUUGUAACAAAGAAAAACGAAAGUACCAAGGUUGAA